This is a messenger RNA of Periophthalmus magnuspinnatus, 2145 nucleotides long. RefSeq names its product RAB5A, member RAS oncogene family, a (gene rab5aa). The record is from RefSeq and is a predicted model, not a curated record. Lineage: Eukaryota; Metazoa; Chordata; Actinopteri; Gobiiformes; Gobiidae. The coding region runs from base 232 to 882 and encodes 216 amino acids. Gene Ontology annotation, molecular function: GTPase activity; GTP binding. The transcript is spliced from 6 exons.
GAGAGCGGAAGUUCUUGUGUUUUGGUUCUAAAGGGAAGUUGCGACAAGAAAGAAAGGAGAAGACGUGACGGGAUUGUUGAGAUCAUUUUCUGACUUUUCCAACACUGUGGCGUCAAAAUACUCUGGCUUGUCUGUAUAUAAAAUACAGCGGCAGUGGUAGAAGUUGUGGACGUCGUCUGGCUCCCAGUCUGAAAAGUGAAGUUUGAGGAUUCCAGGUGAUCUGUGAAGGUCAUGGCCAAUCGAGGAGGAGCGACAAGACCUAACGGACCAAAUGCAGGGAACAAAAUCUGUCAGUUUAAGCUGGUGCUUCUGGGUGAGUCAGCCGUCGGAAAGUCGAGCCUGGUGCUGCGCUUUGUCAAGGGACAGUUUCAUGAAUUCCAAGAGAGCACAAUAGGAGCUGCCUUUCUCACCCAGACAGUAUGUCUAGAUGACACAACUGUGAAGUUUGAAAUUUGGGAUACUGCAGGUCAAGAACGUUACCACAGUUUGGCGCCUAUGUAUUACAGAGGUGCACAAGCAGCCAUAGUCGUCUAUGACAUCACAAAUGAGGAAUCAUUUGCUCGAGCAAAGAAUUGGGUAAAAGAGCUACAAAGACAAGCUAGUCCUAAUAUUGUCAUUGCAUUGUCGGGCAACAAGGCAGAUCUGGCCAAUAAAAGAGCUGUGGACUUCCAGGAUGCACAGUCAUACGCAGAUGACAACAGCUUACUUUUUAUGGAGACAUCAGCCAAGACAUCUAUGAAUGUGAAUGAGAUAUUUAUGGCUAUUGCAAAGAGAUUACCGAAGAGCGAACCUCAGGCUGCUGGAACUAACACUGGCCGUAACCGGGGAGUGGACCUAACAGAGGCUGCCCAGCCCGCCAAGGCUCCAUGCUGCAGUAACUAACAUGAAGGAUGCCUUUCCAAACAACCUUUACAACAGUAACUGAUGCAGCCCAUGCACCAAUGCCACUGCAGUUACUAUUUCAAAGUCUUGUUAGUCUUAUGUCCAAUUCUUUAAUGUUCAAAAGAGGAAAAAAGCUCAGUACCCCUAAUAUAUAAUUGCUAGGUCAGCCCAUAGCCUGAUGUCUGGCUCUGCCUCCUAUGCUUCAUUCUGAUUUUGCUGCUACACGGUGAGUCACUUCACCAGUCUUUCAUCCACUCUAUUUAGCUGUACAUGGACAGAGACAUUUGGGCCCCCUGCUUUUCAACAUCUGCCCUGUGUAGAUAUGUCUUUUUAGAGAAAAUGACUGUUUACUACUGCAUUCUUAUACUGUUUUAUUUGACAGUUAUUAUAUGCUAAUAUCUGCUGAUAUUAUAAACUUACUUACUAACUUUUUUUUUUACUGAAAUAUGAAGAAUCUUAAGAUUUCAUCUAAAUCCUUAAUUUCUAUGCUGAUCCUCAGUAGGACCUGUUUUCACUCUGACCAUCCACAGCCCUCCAAGGACAGAGUUUUUCCUCGUUGUGGCAUUGUGCAAUCCCUUACAGUAUUUAUUAUCUCUGACACUCUUCUGGACCAAUGCAACCCCCUGGACUCUACCGGCACAUGGCAAGGUGCAGAGGUGAAACUAGCUGUCUCUUUACAAAUCCAUUCCCUGUUCACUCUUAAAACUCCAGAUGGACAAAACAGUGUAUUGCUUCAUGGUGAGAAGACUAGUGGCAGUUGGGGAGUUGCAAUAUACAUUGAUCCAAAAGGCUCAAUGUCCUGUCCUGUAGCAGAAACCUUUAGUGGCAAAUUGUCCAGGUGUUUUAACUGGCUCUGGCUGUUAAAUAGCAUUUAUGACCCAAACGUUUGCACAUUAUCACGUCUCAUUGACCCUAACUAUCGCUGCAUAAAUGUCUGUUACAGCAUCUUUCAUCUGUAGGGCCCAUUCUCCUGUACUUUUCUUAUAACAUAUUUUUGCACCAUCACAAAAGGCUUACAUGUGUUCACAUGUGUCUUUACAGAUCUGUCUUACUCAUGCCUUGCACUAACAAUGCUCAUGAAUAUAUCUCGUCAUAUUUACAGCCAGUGUGAUAUAAGUAUAUAUAUAUAUAUACAUAUAUAAAUAAAUAUAAAUAUAUAAAUAAUCUACUGUAAAUAGGGUCUUGCAGUGUAUUCUGCUUUUUGAUUUACCUGUGACAGAACUAAUGCUUGCUAGGAAAAUGUCCAAAUUUAAAAAAAAUAAA